AUGGUCGACGAAAUAAUCGACAUCGUUGUGACUAGAAAGGAUGAGUUGAACUACGGACACGAGUUACCGGAUCAUAGUGGCGUCGGUGAAGAGAAAAUUCCAGUCAUAGGAAUGAGUUUUGGUUCGUUGCCUCUCGCACAGCAAUUUUAUGCAAACUAUGCAAAGAAAGUUGGGUUCGUUACUAAAAUCAGGAACACGAAUUUCGACAAGACGCGGAAGAAAUCAAAGAUACCGGUUAAUCAAUCUAUUUACUGCACGCGAGAAGGUUAUCGAGAGUUUAGGGUGAACGCAGCAACUCGAGCAAACAGAAUUACAGUCACGAGAUGCAGAGCAAGGAUGUAUGUUGUGCUGGACAAGGAGAAAGAAAGUUGGGUUGUGUCUAGAUUAGAAUUGAGGCAUUCUCACCCAUGUUCGGCUAAGAAAGCUGUCUACUAUCAUGAGUACCGGAAGCUGACCAUUCAUGCUAAGUGUGUCAUUACGGAUAACGACAAGGCUGGAAUAAGACCUAACAAGACGUAUCUAGCACUGACAAACGAGGUUGGUUGGUCCUCAAACCUGGGUUUUUCAGAAAAGGAUGUCAGAAAUUAUAUCACACGCAAUCUCCGAUGCUCCGAUAACAAUGAGGACUUCCAAGGGAUGAUGAAUUAUUUCGUUCGAAUGAAGGAGAUCAAUCCCAACUUCUUUUAUGCCAUAGAUGUUGACGAUGCUAAUAAAUUUAGGAGCGCACUAUGGGUAAAUGCAAGGUGUAGGGCUUCGUAUGAAUAUUACAGAGAUGUGGUGUCGUUUGACACCACUUACAGAAGAAACAUACAUGGUCUGCUGUUUGCAUCAUUUGUCGGUGUAAACCACCAUGGAAAGUCUACUCUUCUUGACUGUGCUUUACUUGGGAGCGAGGAGAUCCCUAGUUUUGAGUGGGUGUUCACGCAAUGGGUGAGAUGCGUCGGGACUGUGCCAAGGGAGAUUAUCACUGACCAGUGCAAGGCAAUGGCUGGUAUUAUUAGGAAGGUCCUACCUGAUACUGUCCACCGAUAG
Molecule: messenger RNA, 1032 nt
Organism: Arachis stenosperma
Lineage: Eukaryota; Viridiplantae; Streptophyta; Magnoliopsida; Fabales; Fabaceae
Product: protein FAR-RED IMPAIRED RESPONSE 1-like
Exons: 3
Coding region: 1-1032 (343 amino acids)
Source: RefSeq, a predicted model, not a curated record